This is a messenger RNA of Bufo bufo (common toad), 7326 nucleotides long. RefSeq names its product forkhead box P1 (gene FOXP1). Gene Ontology annotation, biological process: regulation of transcription by RNA polymerase II. Gene Ontology annotation, molecular function: RNA polymerase II cis-regulatory region sequence-specific DNA binding; DNA-binding transcription repressor activity, RNA polymerase II-specific. The coding region runs from base 354 to 2450 and encodes 698 amino acids. Lineage: Eukaryota; Metazoa; Chordata; Amphibia; Anura; Bufonidae. The record is from RefSeq and is a predicted model, not a curated record. Gene Ontology annotation, cellular component: nucleus. The transcript is spliced from 21 exons.
CCCCCGGUUGUAAAUGAUGGAAGGGAAAAUAAAAUCUCACAUUUAGUUUUUGAAAUCAAGACGUCAGCCAGCCUCUGUAGAAGUUUGUGGAUGGUUGCCCGGUUCGGUGAUGGUCAGGACUUCGGCGUGAUAUUUGAAUUGUGAGGCAUGAUGAGCGACGGAGUGUGAUGUCUCACAGUGAAGCUGCCUUAAUGUUCAUGAAUUCCUGCGGUUUGUGAAAUGACAAUCCCCCAAUACUGAGGCUGCUCCAGGAAAAUGACAAAUUUCUGAGGGUAAAGAGAUUGACUUUUUUUGGUUGGUGGUGAGUGAAGAUCGCUUUGCAGAACCAGCUACUUCUAUAAGGGCUUUGAGUCAUGAUGCAAGAAUCUGGGACUGAGACGAAAAGUAACGAUUCAGCCGUGCAGAAUGGUGGAAAUUCUGGUAACCACUUACUAGAGUGCACCUUACGAGAAACGCGAUCUAACGGAGAGACACCUUCUCUGGACGCCGCUGCGGCCGACUUUGCACAUCUUCAGCAACACCAGGCUCUUCAAGUUGCACGGCAGCUAUUAAUACACCAGCAGCAAAGUACUGGAGUAAAGGCCCACAAGAGGAAUGACAAACAACCAUCCCUCCAGAUUGAGGACGCAUAUGGAGAUAACAGAGAUAUCAUCAGACUCUGCAGACAAGCGCCGAUCUGCAGCGGCCGACCAUUUCACCUACUGGUUCCAGUCUCAGUGGCUAUGAUGACACCCCAAGUAAUCACUCCUCAGCAAAUGCAACAAAUUCUCCAACACCAAGUGCUUACACCCCAACAACUACAGGUCUUACUUCAACAACAACAAGCGCUCAUGCUUCAGCAGCAGCAGCUUCAGGAGUUUUAUAAGAAACAACAGGAGCAAUUGCAGCUUCAGCUGUUACAGCAACAACAUGCAGGAAAGCAGCCGAAAGAGCAGCAAGUGGCGACGCAGCAGUUGGCCUUUCAACAGCAGCUUCUACAAAUGCAACAGCUGCAGCAGCAGCACCUCUUGACCCUGCAGCGCCAAGGUCUCCUUUCAAUCCAACCCGGACAGCCCACCCUUCCACUGCAAUCUCUCGCUCAAGGCAUGAUUCCAACAGAGCUCCAGCAGCUCUGGAAAGAAGUGACGGGCUCGCACACCGCGGACGAUGCCGGUUGCAACAACCACAGCAGUUUGGACCUGUCCACGACGUGCGUCUCUUCGGUAUCAGCACCCAAGACCUCUUUGCUCCUCAACCAUCAGGCGUCUACAAAUGGACAGGCGUCUGUCCUCACUCCAAAAAGAGAGAGUGUAGCUCAUGAGGAUUACAUGGCAGAAUCACCCUUAUAUGGGCACGGUGUCUGCAAGUGGCCGGGAUGUGAAGCCAUUUGUGAAGAUUUCCUAUCGUUUUUAAAACAUCUCAACAAUGAGCAUGCAUUGGAUGACAGGAGCACGGCUCAGUGUCGAGUUCAGAUGCAAGUUGUACAGCAAUUAGAGUUACAGCUUUCCAAAGACAAAGAACGGCUGCAAGCCAUGAUGACGCAUUUACAUGUGAAGUCAACAGAACCCAAAGCAAGCCCUCAGCCUCUGAACCUGGUAUCCAGUGCCACACUUUCAAAGACUGCAUCAGAACCUUCCCCACAAAGCUUACCUCAUACACCUACCACCCCAACGACACCACUCACUCCUCUAAGCCAGGGACCAUCUGUUAUCACUACCACCAGCAUCCACAAUGUGGGACCCAUACGGAGGCGGUACUCCGACAAAUACAACGUUCCCAUCUCUUCUGAUAUUGCACAGAAUCAAGAGUUUUACAAAAAUGCAGAAGUCAGACCACCCUUCACGUACGCAUCCUUAAUUAGGCAGGCAAUUCUGGAAUCUCCAGAGAAGCAACUAACACUAAAUGAAAUCUACAAUUGGUUCACACGAAUGUUUGCUUACUUCCGACGCAAUGCAGCAACGUGGAAGAAUGCAGUGCGCCAUAAUCUUAGUCUACACAAGUGUUUUGUGCGAGUAGAAAACGUAAAAGGGGCAGUAUGGACAGUGGAUGAAAUAGAGUUCCAAAAAAGGAGGCCACAAAAGAUCAGUGGUAGUCCCUCUCUUAUUAAAAACAUUCAGACGAGUCACGCCUACUGCUCACCUCUUAAUGCUGCUUUGCAGGCUUCAAUGGCUGAGAACAGUAUACCUCUAUACACUACGGCUUCCAUGGGAAAUCCAGCUCUGACCAGUUUAGCCAGUGCCAUGAGGGAAGAACUAAACGGUGUUAUAGAACAUGGCAACAGUAAUGGUAGCGACAGUAGCCCGGGACGUUCCCCUAUGCAAGCAAUGCACCACGUACACAUUAAAGAAGAACCACUGGAUCCUGAUGAGAAUGAAGGUCCUCUAUCAUUAGUAACAACAGCUAACCACAGUCCCGACUUUGACCCAGACAGAGAUUACGAAGAUGAACCUGUAAAUGAGGACAUGGAGUAACAUCAUGUGUACUUUCACAAUCAUGAGAACGAAGACAGUUCAAGGCCUUGGCUAUCUCUCUUAUAUUGUACAGUCCGGAGAGUCGCUGGCCCUAUUCUGACAACUAUGACAUGUGUUAACUCUUAGUGCCAUCAAGUUUCCCAUUUGGGAGUAUUUUUGAUUUUUCUACUUUUUUUGUUGAAGAAAAAAAAAAACGGAAUUUGUACUUUGUGCAUUGGAUCGACUUGUUUGGUACUUGCGACUUCCUCUCUCACAGUCAGCAUCAGUGUUGUAAAUUUGCUAAAACAACCCAAUUUCACGUCAUCACACGCAGCAGACUUUUAAGGACUGACGUUCAGCCGUAAAAGGACACUGAGGGCAUCGAUAUAAGCAUGUGCGUCUAAACUGCAGGUCAUCCCUAUUGCCCAGAUAAAAAAAAAAAAAAAAGGAUUCCAAUGGACAACGUAUUUGCACAGUACUGCAUGUAAUUCUGAUUAUCACUGCCUUUAAAUCGAUUCUUUUGCUUCCAUAUGGGAUUGAGGGUGACCUUUUUUUUUUUUAUAUAUAUAUGUAUGGGACAGAGGGAGAGGCAUAGUAAUUAUCCCAAACUUCUUAAUGUAUUGCUUUUAUUUUUAUUGUACUACACCAAUUUAAGUUCUGACCUCAGGCCUCUGUUUCAAGGCCCAAGACCUCUCAGAGGCGUAAUGUUUUCUGUACUUUGUGAUGAAUGUUAAUAGGUGUUUUUAUUAUAUGAUGCCGAAUGUCUUUCAAUUGUUCAAUGUUUUUCUGUCAUUGCAUUGUAGUUAUCUUAAGUUGCGAUCACGUUUUAUCUUUCAGACACUCGAAAAAGAAAAAAAAACUAAACAUAAUUUCACAAUUUAUGUUUCACAAACAUUUUGCAUAAAGUUGCCCAUUGAUAGUCAAGAGAAUGGUUCACGUCCUCCUAGAAGAGCAAGAAUUAAGAUAGGUCAUAGGGAAAGGCAUGGUGUCCUUCCUGUAUGGCGGUAUCGGAGAGCCAAUGCGUACCAAAUUCACCAUGAUGUAGCUUGCAGUCCCUACUUUUGCCAUUGAUAAGUCCUGGAAGGCACUCUAUGUGCUUUAUAGUACCAGAUGCUGGUUUUCUGCACUGUCUUUGCUCAUAAGUCAACAGUCGAGGAAGAGCUUGACGUAGGAUUUUUUGACAAACCUCUAAUUUUUUGAGUCUCCGGGAAGCCACCCUGCAAUCAAUGGGUGAAAAGCAUUGUUUUUUAUAUAUAUAUAAAUGGUUUUCGAUCAUCAUAUGUAUACAUUAAUAUGUAUAAAAUAUAUAUAAAUAGGAAGUAAGAUUUUGACUUGAUGAAGGGAAAAAUUUCAUUGAGAGGGGCCAUUGUUUUCUCACUCUGAGCAUACUGCAAUUUUAUUAUUUGUACACGAGUCAAUGCAAAGGGGGCCAUUUACUGCAUCCAGGGCAAACGUGGAUACCCUGAAGGGAAUUUUCAAGAAGGGGCUUUUAGUGGAAGGUUGAAAGAAGUGUAUAAUUGGUGAGCUAUUGUAGACUGUAGGUAAAAAAGUAAGGGGCAUCUGUGCCCCUAGCACAGAGUAUGGACCCCAGAGACCCUGUCUAAUUUCAGACCUUUUUCAUGUGUGGGAUCUACUUGAAGCAAAAAGUUUGCAUGGUGGACAAUUACAUUAUUGGCCAUUUCCAAGGAGAGAAGAGAACCAAAAAUUAGAAAUUUGCCCUUCUCACCCCCCAAUAAUUUUUUUUUUUUUUUAUGUAACAAGGAGAAGAAGAGGUAAACAGAUGAGCAUUAAUGGCUACGUCUGUACCCCUAAUUGUACUUCCUGAAGGGCGGCACUUGAGUUAAUUCAUGCCCAAAUUUUAUGAUCACUUCAUGUAGCAAUUAAGUAAUAGCUCUCAAAGAUCAAGGGUGAGAAUACAGUAUUUAAGAAUGAGAAACACAUGUAGAGUUCUUGUCCUUGAUAGUGAGAAUACUUGGGUUGCCAGUCUAUACCAAGGGGGUGUAUAGUUGGCACAAGAAUUAAGAAUUGAAUUUUUGCACUGUGUAGGCAUGUUGUCAAUAAUCAGUUUCUGAACCAUUGAAUAACCCCAUACAUUAAAGCUGUUGCAGAUACUGACCAGGGAAACUAGAGGUACAGUUCUUUUUCUAGUGAUAGCUUUUGACAUUUUUGAAUACCAUCAUAGCAGAAAAACGAGGAACGCUUUGGUGAUAUAUAUUUUUUUCACAAUAUAUACAUUGGACAUGGUUCAUCCCUGGAGGUUUCGUGACCUAAGGGUCUAAUUUUUUGAAAAAUAAUAAGUCUACAUAUGUUUUCCAAGCCAUUUACUCUUAAAAAGAAGGGUUUAUGAAGGGACAUGACGUCAUCUGUAAAUAGUUUCUGUGGGGCUGCACUUUUAAGUGACUCAGAUGUGCUCUGUUAUCUUCACCACUUCCAUAAAGCGUAGUUGUAUCAGUCUUAAUAUUUUUUAAACCACUUUAAUAUUCAAGCUGAAGAAUUUUUUUUUUUGUUCUUUUAUUUUUCACGCUGGAUGGACUACCAGACCUUUGAGGGACAAUACAGGGUGGCAUUGGUGAUAAAAUGGUGCAAAGCGCAGAAAACCGACAGCCACCGUUUGCAUGUCAGCUCCUAUGGUCAAUGUAAGCUGAGAUCUGAUUGGUUGCUGAGAGUGAUAUCACCUAUGAGAACAGAAUUCCACUUUUUGUCAGCCCUAAAAUUACCAAAGAUUUUACACGAUGGUAAAUUAUGUUGCUUGUUAUAUGCUUUACCUGUAUCUUAAAGCCAAAUGUCCUCUUGCUGAUGAUCAAAAGAAACCGGUGUCUCUAGUGGGCGAUAUGUUGUUCAUUGAGAUAGACUAGGGUUAGUUUAAUAGGAAUCCGCUAGUUUCCAUUUGUGUAUUUUCAGACCAUCUUAUUCCAUGCCAAAGUAUUGUUUUCUAUUUUAUUUUUUUUAUCCUUUUUUUGUUGUUUAUUUUUUAACCCAAUGUGACCAAACCGUGUAAGUUGAUAUCUAUGUCAAGAAUAGUAUUACGGCUUUUCGAAUGUUGCUAGCUAUUGUAUGGUCUUCACAGGCCUCCCAAAAUCCUGCACAUGGCAACUGACGUUUUUCCCAAAAAUUAAAAAAAGUUAAACUAAAAGAAAUUCUGGUUAUUAAAUAACUCCCCUAACAUUUUAGGUUGCACAUAUUCUGUACCAAUGGCUAGAUAGUAUGUUUGUUCUCUGUUUCGAAAUGAACCUAUUGGUUAUUACGUUCUAAGGCACAUUUUUGAAGGUCUGUAUCGUUGUCAUAUUAAAUAUACCAUCAAAUGCUCAAAGCAUCACAUCCUUAUCUUACUAAUGUGUAUAUAUAAACUAUUUAAGUUGUUCAAGCAUGCAACCCCGCAGCCUAAAAAAAAAAAGCACUUUUUAGUGAUAUCGGAAUUAACUGAUUUGAAAUCUUAAGGCACAGUAAAUGCACAAAUGUAUUAGAUCAAAAAAACUUUUUUAAGGAAUUUUUUGUAGUGUAAAUUGGCUUCAAAAUUUGAUAUAACACUAUAUGGCGAUACAAGUAGUCCCUUUUUAGCUACUAUACUAACCUUUUUACCACCCUUUUUUUCUCAUACUGUUCAAUCUGUGUAUUAAAGGCACUCAUCACUGCCAAUUUUAUUUUUAUUUUUAUUUUGUGUUGUUUUGGCAGCUUGGUUUUAGACAGACCAACUAAAAGAAGAUACAUGGUUAAAUGCCUAAAGUGAUAUGGGGGAUAGAGUCGCUUAAUUUGUUGAUUGGGGGCAAGACUAGUAAACUCAUUAGCAUGUAUAAAAAAGUUAAGCAUACCUCAAUCCAGCCCUUUCUAGAAUGACUAAAACACAAAUACAUUUCACUAAGUUGCACUUAACUGUAUGUCUUGCAUGCUUGGUUUACAGCGAAUAGAACUAGGAAAAAAAUGAAGCAUUUACAUAUCAUGCAAGUGUCGAACUUGAUUAACGACCAACUGAAAAACUCAGGCUUUUAUCAUGAAGCAAACUCCACUAUAUAGAUAUAUUUUUUAUUUCAUUUUUGCAAAAAAUAAAACAUAAAAAUCUGUUGUUCAUUUCAGAUCCCCAUUAUGUACAUAUACUGUCAACAUGCCUGCUUAACCAUUUGUAUUUUUAAAAAAAAUGGCGGGGGAGGGUGGAAGGGCCAAGUUGGGUAUCUAAUUUUUCAAUUUUGUUUUUUUCCCAUUCCUUUUUAAAAGUUUCCUUGCAGGGAAUAAAUGCAUAUUUGUUUUGUCAAACACCAUUGCUUUGUUGUGCAACUGCUUUAUAGUAACUAUACUAAAGAAAAAAUAGCUUUGAAAAAAAAAAAAUACUGUAUGUAAGUAUUGCAGGUGACUUGCUGCAUAUGUAUAAUAUUUAGUUAUCCCGGCUUAAAAUUUUUUUAAAAUUAUGGAUGACGUUUGCUGACACGGUGGGAAAAAUUCCCUGACUAAUUUGCUUUUCAAACUGUAACAUAGUUGACAUUUUUUUUUUUCUAUCCUGGAUCGGUAAAAUUUGUACAGAUUUUGUGUUUUUGACUUCCCUCCACCCCCCAUAUUUUUUUCUCUUUUUUUUUUUUCUACCAUCCUAUGUUUAUCUACCACUGCCAUUUCAGGCUAUCUUAAAACAAACAAAAAAAAAAAAUCUUAAAAAAAGGUUCAUACAUUCUGAAAGCAUAUAUAUAUAUCUAUAUGAAAGAAAAAGUUGUUUUAAAGUGUUUUCUCCUCCUGCAGUAAAUAUUUUGCAUGAUGAAUCCUGGGCUCACACUUUCAAAGUUUAUCAGUGAAGUCUUGAAUAAUUAACGGGGAGUGUCAAACUAUUAAACUUUUGUAUUAAAAACAAAAAUUACUUUACAAGGUGCCAAGAUGUAAAGACAAUUUGUUACAUGUUGUUUUUUUUGUUUUUUUU